ACCCCUGAUCAACGUACAACACCCCACAUCUCAGCUCUCACUCUGCCCAGUCAACGGCAGUUCAGUUUUCCUUCACUCCGUCCCGCGGCAUGCUUCUCCUCAGCCCCUCGCCGCCGGCUCCCGCCGCCGCGGUAACCGCCCCCCGUCGUAUCCUACUUGCUCCCCACAGGCGCCUCAAUGCUACGUCCACCCCACCGCGCCUCGCCUGCCUCCGCCUUCGCCCCGCCACCCCGCUCCGCGCCCGCGGCAUUCCGUCGAGGACCGGGUGCCGCGCGGCCGCCGAUGCCGAUGCAGCGCCCUCCCAGGCUCCAGGCGGCGAUGGAGGCGUGCGGGGCGCGGUGGUGCGCGUCGGGGAGGCUCUGUCGCUGGGGUUCCCGGUGUGGGUGGCGUCGGCCUGCGCGCUGGCUCUCUGGCGGCCGCCGGCCUUCCUCUGGGUCGGACCCACCGCGCAGAUGCUCGGCCUCUCCUUCACAAUGCUCGGGAUGGGAAUGACAUUGACUUUGGAUGACCUCAAAACCGCAUUAUUGAUGCCGAGGGAGUUAGCUGCUGGAUUUAUACUGCAAUACACGGUGAUGCCACUGUCAGGAUUUUUUGUGAGCAAGCUGUUGAAAUUGCCAUCCCAUUAUGCUGCUGGACUAAUUUUAGUGGCCUGUUGCCCUGGAGGCACAGCGAGCAACAUUGUGACCUAUUUAGCAAGGGCAAAUGUUGCUCUUUCAGUCCUGAUGACAGCAGUAAGCACUUUUGCUGCAGCGUUCAUGACCCCUCUCCUGACAUCCAAACUUGCUGGGCAAUAUGUUGCAGUAGAUCCAAUGGGACUGUUUGUGUCCACAUCUCAGGUUGUCCUCGCACCUGUCCUUUUGGGUGCUCUACUUAAUCAGUAUUGCAAUGGUCUGGUUCACUUAGUGUCCCCGUUGAUGCCCUUCAUUGCUGUAGCGACAGUAGCUGUUCUCUGUGGCAAUGCUAUUGCACAGAACGCUUCAGCAAUCCUAGCAUCUGGGUCGCAAGUGGUUUUAUCUGUUGGUUGCUUGCAUGCAUCUGGCUUUUUCUUCGGCUAUGUUCUUUCAAGAUUACUUGGCAUUGAUAUCUCUUCUGCAAGAACAAUCUCUAUUGAGGUUGGCAUGCAGAACUCAGUGCUGGGCCUUGUCCUUGCAACCAAGCAUUUCGGCAACCCUCUCACGGCUGUUCCAUGUGCUGUUUCGAGCAUCUGCCACUCGGUCUACGGUAGCAUUUUGGCUGGGAUCUGGAGGUCUAUGCCCACCAAGGACAAGGGAGAAUGAUGCGAUGAUCAUGUCAACCGUCUGAAUUCUCUGUUCUCUUGAUGUAUGAAGGAUUAUACCCGUGGGAGUAAGCCGUUGAUAGAAUGACGGGUGGUUACACUGUCAGUAGUAGCACUUUGUGUAUGAUCUAUUGCAGCAAAGAGUAAACACGUCAGGGUGGUGUGAGCUAUAAAACACUAGGCUGCUAGUGGUUCAUUUCUUUUCUGGAGAUCUCUUGACGAGGGUUUCGUUGGACUCGGAUAGUGUAGUUGGUGAAUACUGUACAUGAUUGCUAUGGAUAUAUAUACCAUGGCAGCUUGUUUAUCACACAUUGACUUCAACAGCUUGAUAUAAUAAAACAGUAACGCUCAGGUAUAA
This is a messenger RNA of Sorghum bicolor (sorghum), 1634 nucleotides long. Its product is annotated as probable sodium/metabolite cotransporter BASS1, chloroplastic. Bases 90 to 1277 code for a protein of 395 amino acids. NCBI's taxonomy places the organism in Eukaryota, Viridiplantae, Streptophyta, Magnoliopsida, Poales, Poaceae. The record is from RefSeq and is a predicted model, not a curated record. Gene Ontology annotation, cellular component: membrane. The transcript is spliced from 8 exons.